GGGCCGGGAGGAGCUUCUCCCUGGAGCGGGAGGGGGAUCCGCCGUGGAGUUACGGGAAAGUUGUUCCGAGUUCCUGGAGUUUCUCUGUGGUUCCCGGGGCUGGGCCGGCCGGCGCCCCGGAUCCUUUCCUCCCUCCGCGCUUCACCGAUCACCAGGUCCUUCCUUCUGCCCCCAGCCGCCAUGGAGCAGCCGCCAGCGCCUAAGAGUAAGCUAAAAAAGCUGAGUGAAGACAGUUUGACUAAGCAGCCCGAAGAAGUUUUUGAUGUAUUAGAAAAACUUGGGGAAGGGUCUUAUGGAAGUGUAUUUAAAGCCAUACAUAAGGAAUCUGGUCAAGUUGUGGCAAUUAAACAGGUACCUGUUGAGUCAGAUCUUCAGGAAAUAAUCAAAGAAAUUUCUAUAAUGCAGCAGUGUGACAGCCCGUAUGUUGUAAAGUACUAUGGCAGUUACUUUAAGAACACAGACCUCUGGAUUGUUAUGGAGUACUGUGGAGCUGGCUCUGUCUCGGACAUAAUCAGAUUACGAAACAAGACAUUAACAGAAGAUGAAAUUGCAACUAUUCUUAAAUCGACUUUGAAAGGACUAGAAUAUUUACAUUUUAUGAGAAAAAUCCACAGAGAUAUAAAAGCUGGAAAUAUUCUUCUCAAUACAGAAGGACAUGCAAAAUUGGCAGAUUUUGGUGUGGCUGGUCAGUUAACAGACACAAUGGCAAAACGCAACACCGUGAUAGGAACUCCGUUUUGGAUGGCUCCUGAGGUCAUUCAAGAAAUAGGCUACAACUGUGUGGCCGACAUCUGGUCCCUGGGCAUUACUUCUAUAGAGAUGGCGGAAGGAAAACCUCCUUAUGCUGAUAUUCAUCCAAUGAGGGCUAUUUUUAUGAUUCCCACAAAUCCACCACCAACAUUCAGGAAGCCAGAACUCUGGUCUGAUGAUUUCACCGAUUUUGUUAAAAAGUGCCUAGUGAAGAAUCCUGAGCAGAGAGCUACCGCAACACAACUUUUACAGCAUCCUUUUAUCAAGAAUGCAAAACCUGUAUCAAUUUUAAGAGACCUGAUUGCGGAAGCGAUGGAGAUCAAAGCAAAAAGACAUGAAGAACAGCAACGAGAAUUGGAAGAGGAGGAAGAAAAUUCGGACGAAGAUGAACUGGAUUCCCAUACCAUGGUGAAGACGAGCUCGGAAAGUGUGGGCACGAUGCGGGCCACGAGCACGAUGAGCGAAGGGGCCCAGACCAUGAUCGAACACAACAGCACAAUGUUAGAGUCCGACCUGGGGACCAUGGUGAUAAACAGCGAGGAUGAAGAAGAAGAAGAUGGAACUAUGAAAAGAAAUGCAACGUCCCCACAAGUACAAAGACCGUCUUUCAUGGACUACUUUGAUAAGCAGGACUUCAAGAAUAAGAGUCAUGAAAACUGUAAUCAGAACAUGCAUGAACCCUUCCCCAUGUCCAAAAAUGUUUUUCCUGACAACUGGAAAGUUCCUCAAGAUGGAGACUUCGACUUUUUGAAAAAUCUAAGUUUAGAAGAACUACAGAUGCGGCUAAAAGCUCUGGACCCCAUGAUGGAACGAGAAAUAGAAGAGCUUCGUCAAAGGUACACUGCAAAGAGGCAGCCUAUUCUGGACGCAAUGGAUGCAAAGAAAAGAAGGCAGCAAAACUUUUGAGUCUAACUUCUUCUCUCUUUGUUUCUAUAACUAUUCUGGAGACCAAGAAACCACUAAGAAUUGAAGGGAUAGUGUGUGUUGUUUUUUUUUUAAUCCCUAAGAUUUGUGCUCUACAACUAGGCAGUAGUCAACAAGUGAUUAGUACAUACCCAGGUAAAUUCCCAAAAGGCACAAGUUACAAGUGUAUCUAUUAUGUUUUCAUUUUCAAAUGAUGAAAACAGCAGACAUGUAUUUUCUAUAACUGUCAGCUGCGUACCAACACCAUAACCAUGUGAUGAAAUGAAAGCUGUGUUUAGAGAUUUUCAAAAUCCAAAGCUGUUGUUUAAUUGUACAGCACUGAAGGGCUUUAUGUUACAAUAUUCUUUAUUCUCCUCUAGUAGCCUAUUUAUUAUAUCCCAUUUGGUAAACUUAUUUAUUUAUGCCAUUUCACUUUGUUUUGUUUUUUUAAAAACAGGAUCAGCAUAGCUUUGGUGAAGGUCAGGAUACAGUAAUAGGUAAUAAUGUUCAGCCAAAUUAUACUUUAAGCAGAGAGCUGUGGGGUGCACUCCUUGAUUUCCAGGACAGUUUUCCAAUAGAAGCAAAGCAACAAUAGCAGUGGUGCCCACAUGGGCCAGGCAUUUUUUAUACUGAAGCAUUAAUUCCAUUUUUUACCUCCUGAAAUUUUAACUUUUUAAUUCUUGAUGUUUGGUACAAAUAGAGCUAUAUAUAUUUAGUCAGACGGAACUGUACUGUUUAAUACCAAAGAAAUCAAUGGGACCCUUGCACAAAAGAAAGAUAUGGUAAAUAUUUUUAAAGAAAUAAAUCCUUAAGACAAAUGUAAUUUCUUAGUAUUGUUUUGCAUUUCAUAUGUAGGUUUUAUAACUGAACUGUGUGAAACUCUAAUAAGCUCAUCAGAUUUAUUUCUGUGAAUGUGUAUUCAAUUGUCAUGGAACAUUUUUGUUGAUUCUUUUUAUUUCCUGGGAAUUGGUAAACAUCAUGUGCCUGAUAAUAACAAAGUAGAAAAACCAUUUGCAUCAAACUGUGCAAGCCUUGGGAACUGAAAAAAAGAUUAAAAUCAUCAUAAAGAAACGCAUUUCCAAGCUGAAUCUACAUUUGUGUGAUUGAACUGGGACCAGUCAUUUUCUGAGCGACAUCUGGCCAUCUAGACAGUGUUUGUCCUUUUGUAUAAAUCAUAAAGACAAAUAAAUUUUACUGUGACACCCAGCA
Artibeus jamaicensis (Jamaican fruit-eating bat) is the source of this 2862-nucleotide messenger RNA. RefSeq names its product serine/threonine kinase 3 (gene STK3). NCBI's taxonomy places the organism in Eukaryota, Metazoa, Chordata, Mammalia, Chiroptera, Phyllostomidae. Gene Ontology annotation, molecular function: protein serine/threonine kinase activity; ATP binding. The transcript has 11 exons. Gene Ontology annotation, cellular component: cytoplasm. The record is from RefSeq and is a predicted model, not a curated record. The coding region runs from base 181 to 1656 and encodes 491 amino acids. Gene Ontology annotation, biological process: protein tetramerization; intracellular signal transduction; protein phosphorylation.